AUGAAAUAUUUUAUCCAACUUAACCAUGCAUUAAGCGCAAGAAGAAAAGAUGAGCUCAUGCGUUUAUUUCUUCAUCGAGUAUUUGGCUAUCGAGGUGUGAUUCUAUUUUCUUGGCUUGCUCGAGUAUUUGAUCGAUCUGAUGAACGUUCAAAUGCAUCGUUGCCGUUGCCGUUGACAAUAGCAUCGAAGGCACAUGCAAAUGAAAUCCGUGCACAAUCAGUUACUUAUUAUCAAGUUUUGGUUGAUGCACGUGACGUACCUCAUAUUAGAGCUCAAACAGAAUCUGUCACAUUUUUGGGGAAUCAAGAACAAGAUCAAAAUCUCUAUGCUCUUCCUGGUCUUGAUUAUGUUGCACAUGAAGAUGUUAUACCAUAUACAAGUACGGAACGAACACCUAUUGAACAUGAAUUAUUUGAUAAAUUUUUAAUUUAUGAUCCUGAAGCAACGCCGAACUUUGUAACAAGCGAGCAUCUAAAAUCUUGGCAAACACGACAUCAUCGUUGGCUUGAAUUAUCUGAUGUAUCAAAGGAUGUUACACAUCAAAUUCGAGUUACUGUUAUUCCAUUUUACAUGGGUUCUCGUUUUUCUCACGGUACGCGCGUACAUUGGUGGCGUUAUACAAUCCGAAUUGAAAAUUUAAAUCCCCAGGAAGCUGUAACAUUACGUGAACGUCAUUGGCGUGUCUUUAGUGUCGCUGGUACAUUAGAAACUGUUCGUGGUAAAGGAGUUGUUGGACAAGAACCGAAACUAUCAAAAGAAUAUCCUGCUUUUCAAUAUUCAUCACAUGUUUCAUUAUCAGCAACAAGCGGUCAUAUGUGGGGAACUUUCAAAAUGGAAAAAGAAGAUGGAACAUUUGUUGAAGUUCGCAUACCAGCAUUUAAUUUAGAAUGUAAAUCAGAUUCAAAUACUGGUGGAAAGUUAUCAGUGUAG
Messenger RNA from Rotaria socialis, 930 nucleotides. The record is from the annotation of a GenBank genome assembly. NCBI's taxonomy places the organism in Eukaryota, Metazoa, Rotifera, Eurotatoria, Philodinida, Philodinidae.